AUGAUACACUUGGUAACAAGUCACAUGACUUUGUACAUAACCACCUGUGGGGGUCCUUACAACACCAUGGAGAAACUGGGGAAAAUCAGGAGGCUGGAGGAAACUCACCUGCAGACCAUUCCAGUAGAUGCAUUCUUAAAUCUGCCAAACAUAUCCAAUAUUUACAUUUCACUAGACACCGCGCUGCAGAAGUUGGAAGCUGGCUCUUUCCGCAGACUCCACAGGGUCGCACACAUAGAGAUCCGAAAUGUCAAGAAUUUGAUGUAUAUUGAUCCAGAUGCAUUCCAAGACCUUCCCUCCCUCAAAUAUUUAGGGAUUUUAAACACUGGCCUCUCACUUUUUCCAGACUUAACAAAGAUUCACUCUACUUCUAUGACUGUCAUUGUGGAAAUUGCAGAUAAUCCUCAUAUCGCAUCAGUACCAGCCAAUGGAUUCCAGGGACUGGGAAAGGAGUUCCUUACGCUAAAACUCUACAAUAAUGGCUUCACCCAUCUUCAAGGACACAUAUUCAAUGGGACCAAACUGGAUGAAGUGUACCUGCAUAAGAACAACCUUCUGGGUGGGCUUCAUGAAGAGCUAUUUUUGGGGGCUAUUAGUGGUCCAAAUUUGUUAGACAUGUCCCAGACAGCAAUCACCUCUCUUCCAACAAAAGGUUUGGAGAAUUUGAAGCACCUUCUGGCCCAAAGCACAUGGACUCUUAAGAAAUUGCCCCCAAUAAAGACUUUUGCACAUUUAAGGAAAGCAGAAUUGUCCUACCCAAGCCACUGUUGUGCUUUCCAGAACUGGACCAAAAAGAAAAGUUACUUGGAGUCAGUAAUCUGCAACCAGUCCACCCUACACAGCCUCAUCAAGAAAAGGUCACUUGGUUUGUUUGUGGGUCCUUACUACCAAGAUUACAUUGAGGGGGAUUCUGAUCAGACAGAAAAUUCUAAGGUCAUCGACUUCCAUAGCAACAAUCACUACUCUGUUUUCUUUGAAGAGCAAGGGGAGGAAGAGGUGGGCUUUGGGCAAGAGAUAAAGAAUGCUCAGGGUGAAAAUACCCCAGCAUUUGAAAAUCACUAUGAAAUCAUCAUAUGUGGGGGCAGUGAGGAGCUGGAGUGCACGCCAGAGCCUGAUGAAUUUAACCCAUGUGAGGAUAUCAUGGGUUAUAACUUUUUGCGCAUUGUUGUGUGGUUUGUGAACCUCUUAGCCAUACUGGGGAAUGUGUUUGUCCUGUUCAUCCUGAUCACCAGUCAUUAUAAACUCACUGUCCCUCGUUUCCUCAUGUGCAACUUAGCUUUUGCAGAUUUCUGUAUGGGCAUCUACCUUCUGCUUAUAGCCUCAGUAGAUGUCCACACCCGUUCUGAAUAUUAUAACUAUGCAAUUAACUGGCAGACUGGGCCUGGCUGUAAUGCUGCCGGAUUCUUUACUGUGUUUGCAAGUGAGCUUUCAGUGUAUACACUGACUAUGAUAACUCUGGAACGUUGGUAUGCUAUCACGUUUGCCAUGCGGCUGGACCGUAAAAUCAGACUGAGGCAUGCUUCAUUCAUCAUGUUGGGUGGAUGGACAUUAUGCUUUUUUCUGGCACUUCUGCCAUUGGUUGGGAUUAGCAGUUACAUCAAAGUCAGCAUCUGCUUACCCAUGGACACAGAGGCAGCUCUAUCUCAGGCUUACAUUGUCUUUGUACUGAUGCUCAACAUCAUUGCCUUCAUUAUCAUUUGUGCUUGUUACAUCAAAAUCUACAUCACAGUCCGGAACCCUCAGUACAAGUCUGGCGACAAAGACACAAAAAUUGCCAAACGUAUGGCCAUACUAAUCUUUACUGACUUCAUCUGCAUGGCACCUAUCUCAUUCUACGCUUUGUCUGCCAUUAUGAACAAACCACUCAUCACUGUUUCCAAUUCUAAAAUUCUGUUGGUACUUUUCUAUCCACUUAAUUCAUGUGCCAACCCAUUCCUUUAUGCCAUAUUCACCAAGGCUUUUCGUAGAGAUGUCUUCAUCCUUCUCAGCAAAUUCGGUAUCUGUGAGCAUCAAGCACAGGUUUAUCGAGGACAGACUGUGUCGGCAAAAAACAGCAGUGGAUCCUGUUGCCAGAGGGAGAGUGGAGGUACUGGGCAGACUCUGGCAAACAUGGCUGAUUUUAUAAAACAAGAACAACCUGAGAGGGCAGUGGAGAACUCCCUCCUCCUGGAAGACAGUAGCCUUACCGUGUUUUAGCACUCACCUAUUAUCAAUAUAUAUAGGACAUUAAGCAACCAAAAUAUGCCCUUCCCUUUAAGCAAA
This is a messenger RNA of Xenopus tropicalis (tropical clawed frog), 2262 nucleotides long. RefSeq names its product thyroid stimulating hormone receptor (gene tshr). Gene Ontology annotation, biological process: signal transduction; G protein-coupled receptor signaling pathway; thyroid-stimulating hormone signaling pathway. Gene Ontology annotation, molecular function: protein-hormone receptor activity; thyroid-stimulating hormone receptor activity; G protein-coupled receptor activity. The record is from RefSeq and is a predicted model, not a curated record. Gene Ontology annotation, cellular component: membrane; basolateral plasma membrane; plasma membrane. Lineage: Eukaryota; Metazoa; Chordata; Amphibia; Anura; Pipidae. Bases 1 to 2196 code for a protein of 731 amino acids. The transcript has 10 exons.